Messenger RNA from Loa loa (African eye worm), 321 nucleotides. RefSeq lists its product as hypothetical. Bases 1 to 321 code for a protein of 106 amino acids. The record is from RefSeq and is a predicted model, not a curated record. NCBI's taxonomy places the organism in Eukaryota, Metazoa, Nematoda, Chromadorea, Rhabditida, Onchocercidae. The transcript has a single exon.
AUGUCAUUGCCAAGGAUGUGUUCAUUACCGUCUAGCAGUGGUAGUACAAGCAAUAGCAGUACUGAUAUUGAUAAGGAAAAGCAACGUUUUGCAGCUGCUGCAGCAACAAUGGCUUUUCCGGGUUUACCGUUUAUGGCAGCAGCAGCAGCAUUUCCGGCUGUAACAUCUACAACAACCGGUAGUUCCGUUUUUCCAAAUCAAAUGGCCGCACAAUUAUCACUAUUCAAUCCACAUCUACAACAAUAUUAUGCUAAUUUUUUGCAUCAACAACAACUUUUGCACAGCUUACAAAAUCAUUCACCACAAUCUCGGACAGGUUAA